Messenger RNA from Patiria miniata (bat star), 1089 nucleotides. Its product is annotated as beta-4C adrenergic receptor-like. Gene Ontology annotation, cellular component: membrane. The transcript has a single exon. Gene Ontology annotation, biological process: G protein-coupled receptor signaling pathway. NCBI's taxonomy places the organism in Eukaryota, Metazoa, Echinodermata, Asteroidea, Valvatida, Asterinidae. Gene Ontology annotation, molecular function: G protein-coupled receptor activity. The record is from RefSeq and is a predicted model, not a curated record. The coding region runs from base 1 to 1089 and encodes 362 amino acids.
AUGGCGGAAGGAAUGGAUGUUCAAACCACGAUGGCAAGUGGCAUGACCACAGGGACUCCGUAUACUAUCACCGUAGUCUCGGUCGUCAAGGCCUGCCUCUUAGCCGUGACGACCACCCUUAUUCUCCUUGGCAACUCUCUGUGCUUGAUCGUUCUACGCUACACACACGAUGGUGUCAGCCCCGUCACCAAACUGUUUCUGAUCUCGCUGACCAUCAGUGAUCUGUUGGUUGGUGUGCUCGUCGGUGUGCCUGUGGUGGGUUCCACGGCCCUGCAGAGUUGGCCUUACGGGGACGCCUACUGCACGGUGGUCGCCAUGUGCCACGCCUUGUACUUCAACGCUGGCAUGUCCGUGUUGGCCAUCAACAUCGAGCGAUACAUCGCGGUGAUUUGGCCAUUGAGAUACCCAUCCAUAGUUACCAUGACAAGGGCGGCCAUUGCGGAGGUCUGCAUCAUCUGUAUACUGGUAGUGUGGACCUUACUGUACGUACUUAUUCCUAACCGGUCAGCUUUCUACUAUAAUAACUUCAACUUGUGCUUCAUCGACGCUGAUGCGGGGGAUGAUGUGAUGGGCCAACUCGGCAUGACUCUCUUCAUAGCUCUACCGAUGCUGAUAACGGUCAUGCUGCAUAUCAGGUUGUUCUUCCUGGCCACUCGCCACGCCUCCAAAGUCGGUAACAUAACUUUAGGAGAUAUAAAUUCGACAUCGGGGGCAAGUCAGAACUCGGAGGGCGAUGUGGAGCAGCGAGCUCAGUCAUCCCCACCGACGCAACGACGCGAAGGGCGCCAGCGGGUCAACUCGGACCGUCCCAGCCCCGAGACCAAAGCAGCUCGCACUUUUUUCAUCAUGGCCCUCGUCGCAGCUAUCUCUUGGACGCCUUACUACACCACCAUUUCGUGGGAAAACUUUCGCGAAGAAGAGGUUCCUGAGGCCUUGGCCUUCGUGGCCCAGAUUCUUCUACUCCUCAACAGUCUGUGGAAUGUCGUCAUAUAUUAUGCAAGGAACGACGCCUUCAGGAAGACGGCUAACAGACUGCUGGGCUGCUGUUUUCGAGUUCACUCUACGAAUGGAGAAGUGCUCAUACCUUGA